Messenger RNA from Zeugodacus cucurbitae (melon fly), 3791 nucleotides. RefSeq names its product HEAT repeat-containing protein 6. Lineage: Eukaryota; Metazoa; Arthropoda; Insecta; Diptera; Tephritidae. The transcript has a single exon. Bases 153 to 3278 code for a protein of 1041 amino acids. The record is from RefSeq and is a predicted model, not a curated record.
AUAAAAUAUUGACUUCAGAAUAAUCACUGUCAUGUCCAUGCCUAGUUUCGUUCAAUGAGUAAAUAAAGGAAUAAGCUUUGAAAAUUGUAGAAAUUUUUGAUAAAUCUACAUAUACUUGUGUUAUAAUAAUAGAAAGUCAUAAAUUGUCGACAAUGCAGUCCAAUACGGUUUUGAAAAAUAUGAAAAUGCUGAGUACAUCUCAAAUAGAACGAGCAGAAUUUGAUGAUCGAAUCCUAAGUAUCUUAGAUAUGAUGACAAGCGUCGAUAUUGAGGAUAAGAUGGUUGUGGAAUGCAUUGGAGAGCUUUUAAAUAUUGAAUUUCCUAAAAGCAAUGCUGAAAAUGAUCCACGUAUAAAAAAAUUUCUAAGCUGGUUGUGCCAAAUAUUAUGGAAAAAUGAAUUUGCUGAAGUACUUGCCAUCAGAGUAAUUUCAAAGCUUAUCAAAUACAAUUCCAAAUAUUAUAUUUGGACUUUGGAUAAUGUAUUUUGCUCACAAUCUCCUAUUUAUGAACGGAUUCUAGAAGAUAAAACUGAUGUAUAUCUGCUAUCUAUAUUAGAGUGCAUAGAUCUUAUAUUUGAUGAUUUAAAGAUGGACGCUAUGACUGAUGAACAAAAACAGUCUAUUAGAUCUGUAUUCACUCUUUUAAUUCGUAUGCAGUAUUCAUCAAAUUUAAAUUCGCUGGAAAACCCAAAAAUAAUACUUUAUUCUUUAAUUUUGCUGAAUAAAUAUAUAUCAACAUGUAAAAAGGAUAUAGAAAAUCAUAUAUCCGAACUAAUGGGAAUAUCUUUAGGAUUCAUGCAAUUUGGUCUCAAUACAAAAGAUAUAUCGGUCGUUUGUCCAAAAUUAAUUACGCCGUCCUAUUACGUUAAUAACUUGUCAGAUGAACAUGAAACUGAUGAGCCUAACAUUCAUCAAAAAGUUGGAGGCAAACUAGCAAAACAAAAACGACAUCGAGGACUAAAAACCAAGGAUAUUGUUAAUACGGUAUUUGAGACUACGAACAAUAAGCUCGGAGAACUUGAUUUGGAAAUGACAAAUAUAAACAAUAUGGAAAAAACACAAUACGAGGCAUUUAAAAAUGAAAUUAGUUCAAAAAUUCGUUUAGCCUCUAUAACACUUUUUGGCGAAAUAACACUAUCUGUUAAAAGGUGUAUCCUUUAUACAUAUUGGCAAUCAAUAUUUCCAUAUGACGGUGUAGACAAUGUAUAUAUUCGUGGAGAUAUUCUCUUUGUUUGCCAAAACGAUGACAGUUCUAAGUGUCGUAGUGCAAUUCUAAAUGUUUGUUCUGAUGUUCUUUUGAAACUGAAGUCUCUAUAUAGCCAAGCGGAGUUUAAAGAUAGGUCGGCAGCAUUCUUACCUUUUUCGCAUAUGCUCGGUUUAUCAAUUAUAACAACAUAUAAAUCGUUAUUAGAAAUUAUAGACAACGAAAAGUCAUUACCUGUUCUAAUACAAGCUUUAAAAUGCUUAGCAGCGUUAGCAGAGGUAACACCCUUCGCUAAACUUGAAAGUGAUAUAGUGUUCAAAUUCCUUAAUACUGUUAAAAACCUCGUUAACCACAGCGAUUUCACAAUUCAAAUUUCUGCAAUAUCAGUGUUGGAAGUUUUGUUAAUGGAUACGGAAAUGCCUUCUGAAAUUGCUGAAGCCUUGGGUACAUCUAAUGAAUGUAUCAAAAGAUCAGCAACAAAUGAAAACAUUGUCAAUAUUGGUUCCGCUAAAAAAUUCAAUAUGGAAUUUUUAUUUAACAGAGCAAAAAAUGUAUCUUACAAAUAUAAUUUUGAAUCAUCAUGGUUAAUUUUAAAAAUUAUUUCCAAUUUAGAAAAUAACCCUAUUCAAGACAGUUCGCUAUGUAGAAAAAUAAAAACCCCUUGCUCUUUACGAAUUAAAAGCCUUCAUAUACUGACAGCAAUGGCUAUUCAUUUCGAGUUAUUUUUAAAAGAUAAUUUGGAAAAAAUAACGGCUGUCAUGGAGGAUACUAUACAUGAUGGACAGGUAGAAGUUCGUUUAUGUGGAUCAAAAUUUUUGGACGCUUGUGUUUAUCAAAUGAAUUUGUUUUUACAAAAUAAUUGUAACAACGAUAAUAUAUGCUCUUUUAAGUGCUUCUGGAUUCGCAUAUUAUCGAUCAUUACAAAUCAAAUGAGUAGAGAAAAGGAAUCCACUGCAGUAAAGAUUGCCUUAUGCGACGCAAUAUCAAAUAUUGGCCCUGUUAUAUUUGAAAAUUUGCCAGAGUCUAUUCGAAUUACUAUAUUAAGUUUUUUAUCAGGGUUAAGUUGUGAUUCUACGGAGGAUGUUUUAGUUCGAGCAACAGUAGUUCGAGCUUUGUCUGUUUUCGUAACUUUUCCGUCAAUGCGCGUAAAUCUCGUUUUUAUUGAGAACACUGCAGAAUUGAUUUUACGAUUAGCAGGAGAAGGAAAUAUGAUUGUCCGUAUCAAAGUAAUUUGGUCUAUGGGAAAUGUUAGUGAUGCUUUGUUAGAAAAUAUCACCGAUAACGCAAAUGAAAGAAUUUCGGACGAAAUAUUAUGGAAAUUAAUUCAAUACUCAAAUCAAGCCUGCAAUGACUGUGAUAAGGUUCGAUGUAAUGCAGUUCGAACUUUGGGUAAUUUACUUCGUUUAUUAACGGAGAAGCAUUUUCAACAUAUUUCCGAAAGAACUGUGAUAAAAAGUGCUAUUACUAAACUAAUUGACGGAAUUCGUUCUUCUGGGACAGCAAAAGUCAAAUGGAAUUCAUGCUAUGCUGUCGGAAAUGUGUUGCAAAACGAGCGGAUAUUUCUGUAUUCGAGUAGACACAAAGACUUGACUUGGCAUGCACCGCUUUUUUCCGCCCUUUGUCAUGUCAUUUAUAAUCACCCAAAUUAUAAAGUAAAAAUAAAUGCAACAACUGCUUUAAUACAUAUUAGGAAACGAGAACAUUUUGGAGAGCACUAUUCAAAUAUUUGGAGCGCUGUUUUAGAUGCUAUUGAACAAUCUAAUAAUUUAAUAAAUUUUUACGAAUAUAAUCAUAGAGAUCAAUUGCAAGAGCAGAUGUGCUUCUUAAUUUGUCACGUUAUAAAACUAGCAACUUUACAAGACAUUACAAUACUUUCGCGUAUACUAUUGGAAAAAUUAGAAGUCUUAAAAAAUACUUGGAUAAGAGUGUUAAGACGCUUGAUUCCGGGAAAAGCUGCACCUUUACUAUCUUGUUCGACACAUCUAAAUGAUUUAUUAAAGUCUUCUUCAGAACUGAGUUCGGAACAGAAAAAUGCAAUUUUACUUAUAGUGGAUGCAAUACCGACAAGCUAUUAAUUUUUCUAUUAAAUAUAUGGUUUCUACUUAUUCAUAGAGUUGAUGUUACAUUCUACAGAGAAAUUUAUUAAGGAAUUAAGGAUAUAAAUAUUGUGUGUAACUAUUCGAAUACAUAAAUACAAUUUUGUCAAUGUACAUCAUAUGUAACCGAUCCGAUGAAGAAGAUUCUUUAGUAGAUUGCGGAAACCACAAAAAAAAAGAUAAUACGAGACGAUGUAUUCUGCUAUUUGAGGACCUUGGUCCACUUAAUGAAAGAAUAUAAUCUCAAUGCAGUCGUGUUCGGGUUAACAAAUUCGGCUACUGUGGUGGUUUUGGAAGUUUACCUGGCAGUAUGAACUGAAAAGAUGCAUUGUUGGCGUUGCUACAUACUUCUUUUACAUAAACAACGUAAGCGUGAUGAUCCAGUUUUUUAUCUAUCUACUUUGCGAAUAUCAGCAAUAAUAAUAAACAAUAAUAUGUUGAAUCCACUAUGUAUAAACUGAAUAAAGCGAUUGUAUAUAGUAAACAUUUAAA